AUUCAGAGCAAGUAAUGGAGCACAUAACCUGGUAUUUGCUGGUAUAUCAAAGUACUCAGCAAUGCCGUCCCUACGACUGCAACGACAGUGAUAUCUUCAGAAGGCAAAGCUGAAAUGCCUUUGGAAGAAAUAAAAAAAUAUAUAAGCAUAUCUUUGAAAUUGUUAAGUCUUGGAUUAAUCAUAGCUGCUGGAGGAUUUUGGGCUGGCGCAGGAGUGGAUAGCAGGCCUAAAUACAGAGAUGAGCAGACCCUGGUAGCAGGAACUAUUUGGAGCCAGAUUUUGAUCCCUAUAGGCCUACUAAUAUCCACAAUAGUGAAUGAAGAGCUCGAACAUUUCAUACAUGGAUAUUUCCUAGUUACUGGUUUGAUUCUAAAGUUUUCUACGGGUAUAGUUUUGGGAAAAUUCAAUUUAAGACUCGAUGUAUUCGAAGGCUGUAAAGGACCGAAGACCAAUGAUUGUUGCAACAUAACCAUUCACCGCAUUAACCAAACUGCCGUAGACUAUGACGUACGCUUGAAUAGGCCUAUGACGUUAACUAAAGGCAAAGUCACUGCCCGUUCAAAUGGUAGCGACUUUUUCAGGCUGCAGUUGAAGAAUCCAUGCAACCAUAUUUUUAUGAAGUCGAUUUUGCAGACCGCUUUAAACAUUACUCGAACAUGUGUUAUUAAUCCGGGCCAUUACCACAUGAUAGCUGAUAUCAACAACAUCGCGCAGUCUUACUACGGGGGCUCGUUCCUCUUCGGCACUUUCCAUUUUAGAUCGCUCUUCUUGGCCGAAGACUGUAACUUCUCGUGCACUGACGUUGUAGUUACGUUUGUACCAAAAAAACCUUAGUGCAAAUUGGGGCGAAUCUAUAAGUAGGGCUGAGUUGCACCAACUUACAUUAACCAUAACUAUAACCAGUGUUUUUGUAUGGAGUUUGACAGA
Ostrinia nubilalis (European corn borer) is the source of this 927-nucleotide messenger RNA. RefSeq lists its product as uncharacterized. NCBI's taxonomy places the organism in Eukaryota, Metazoa, Arthropoda, Insecta, Lepidoptera, Crambidae. The transcript is spliced from 4 exons. The record is from RefSeq and is a predicted model, not a curated record. The coding region runs from base 115 to 834 and encodes 239 amino acids.